This is a messenger RNA of Triticum urartu, 1906 nucleotides long. RefSeq lists its product as uncharacterized. The record is from RefSeq and is a predicted model, not a curated record. Lineage: Eukaryota; Viridiplantae; Streptophyta; Magnoliopsida; Poales; Poaceae.
GUGGUGCUGACUGCUGACUGACUGGCCGGUGACCACGGGAAAAAGAUACAGCGGGAACAGCCAGCCAGCGGGCUUCGUUUAAACGCCGGCCCACCGCGUGCAUCCAUCCAACUGCUUCUUCUACUUAAGCUGAGCCACCCCACAGCUGCCACACCGGCAGCCACCUCGCUCGUCUCUCCUCUCCCUCCCCACCACUCCUCCUUCUCAGGCUCUCAGCUACCCAAAACCUCGCCGGCCCAGCACAAGUCGAGCCUGCACUGCACGCGCGCAGCCGGCGCAUGCAUUUUCCGCCGACGCGCGCCGCAGCUCGUCGGCACCAAGGUCGACCGUAGCACGCGCGCACGCAGGACACUCGGCAGUCGGCACCGAUGGGGGCGGCGGCGCCGCUGACGCUGCGGGACUUCCUGGAGAUGGCGUGCGAGUCCAGCUGCAGCGACGGCUUCCGCUCCUACCCGCGCCGCGUCCUCCCCUGCCCGUCGUCCUCUGACGACGGCGCCCUGGCCACGCAGGCGAAGCUAAAGGAGGAGACGGCGCCCGUGCGGCUGCUCAUCGAGGCCGACCUGCGGCGGAGCCCGUCGCGGACGCUCUCCUCCAUCCUCUUCCCCAGGAGCCCGCGGUCGCUGGCCGCCAUCUCGCGCCUCUCCAGGACCCUCUCGCGGCGGCUCGUCUUCUGGAGGCGCCACCCGGGCGAAGACGACGGCAGCGAACGGGACUCCCUCGGCCUCCCGUCCCCCGUGGUCAGCAGCUGCUCCGCGUCCGAGCACGCCGAGUCGGAGGCCGAGGCGCCUGGCCCGCCGCCCGUCGACGCGGCGGAGGAGAAGCCCGCCUCGAAGCCGUCGCCGUCGCCAUCACCGUCGUCCAGCUCGGGCAGCGUCGACGCAGAUGACAACCCCGCCGCCGCCGGAGCCAAGCACAAGGAGCAGCUAACACAUGGUGGCGAUGCCGUGGGGUCGACGGAGGAGGAGAAGCAGCAGCUGAGCCCCGUCUCCGUCAUGGACUUCCCCUUCCACCACCACCACCACGACGACGACGAAACGAGCGACGCCGGCACCUGCUACUCGCCUGCUACCCCCUUCCAGCACUGCCUCCCCGAUGAUCCCGAACGUACGCUACGGUCGAACAAGGCGCAGGCGCAGGAACUGCUGCUGCUGCACAAGAUCCGACGGCUCCACGGCCUGGCGCAGCCGGUGGGCCCCGUGGAUCUCGAGGCGCAGUUCGGCACCGAAUCUGAUCGCCAGUCCGCGGAAUCUGACGACACGCACACCCAGACGAGCAACUGCAACUGCAGCAGCACCAGCGCCGACGGCGGCAAGGCGGCGACGUGGUCACCACGGUGCAGGAGCUACACCGAUCGUGAAGCAGAGCGCGAGCCUGACGAGCCCUCGCGCCUCCUCGCGCGACUCCUCAAGGACGACGACGGCACGGCAGUUACUUCGGGUGCUACGGAACGGCUGCUCCUGGACUUCUUCGAGGAGGGGCUCGACCGGCGCCGCUCGUCGGAGGCAGGGCCAGUGGUCGGCGCGGUGAGGCCGUCGGACGACGAGUCGGCGCUGGUUCGUGCUGCACAGGAAUGGGUGCAGGGCGCCGGGACGCGGUGGGGCGCGGAGGACGUAUUGUACGCCGGGGAGGCGGCGCUGGCGGACAUGGACCGGGGUCGGCGGUGGGUGCGCGCCGGCGAGGAGGAGCGGGAGGUGGGCGCGGCGUUGGAGGGGCUGGUGAUGGACGCGCUGGUGGCCGAGCUGGUGCGCGACUUGGCAUUGGCAGCACGGCGUUGACGUACGGUGUAAAAUAUGUGCACGUCGUGCGCGUACCCGUGUGCCGCUGGUUUGGUCUGGUAGGAAAGGUAGACGCGUUGAGUCUUGAGUGCACGUUAUUAACUGGAGUGUUAAAACAUGACGUGGUUUCA